AACGGUCCAAAUUGCGGACACCGCUAUAACAGUCAUAAUUACAAAAUCCAUUCAGUUGAAGAAUCUUAAUCUCGGAAUCGUGGACACUUGUUUGAUGAAAUAGGAGCAUGUGAUAUUUUUCAUUUCCACCGUCCAAUGAAUGCUUAUAAAUAGAGUAGUUAUGUGACAGUAAGAGUCUACGUUUUGGUCGUUCAUUUUGGAUUCAAGUUUUGAAUUUCUCAGUGCCAGCGUAUCAGCUAUCGCACUCUGCCUGAGUAUUCGAGUUUUCUUUAAAUUCCGUCCUUUUCAACGGUUGCUUUAAAUGUUUCCGUUUAAAAUCCAACGGCUACUUUCCAUUCUCGCGUGCCUUAUCAAAGGGACCUUUGAGUAGGAGAGAAGCAGCAGUGGUAGAGUAGAUACCAGAGAGAGAAUUCCCAGCAACCUUUUCAGUGUAGAGGAAGAGGGGCAGAGAGCGAGAGAGAGAGAGAUGGAUUUCAGCUCCUUUCUCACAUCCCUUGCGACUUCCUGUGUCAUCUUCUUUGUGCUGGUCUUUCUAUUCACAUGGCUUUCAAGGAAGCCUUCCAACAGUGUCAUCUACUACCCAAACAGGAUCUUGAAGGGAAUGGAGCCGUGGAAUGGUAGGAGUACAAGGAACCCGUUCGCUUGGAUUGGAGAGGCUUUAAGAUCGACGGAGCAAGACGUGAUUACGAUGGCCGGAGUCGAUGCUGCCGUCUAUUUCGUGUUCUUGGGCUCAGCAAUAGGAAUAUUAACUUUGUCCGGGAUUGUGCUGCUGCCGGUUCUUCUUCCAGUCGCCGGAACUGACGUGGGUUUGAAAGUGCCCAUUGACACUAACAGUAAUGGUACUUUCAGCAACCUCGACAAGCUAGCGAUGGGAAAUGUCCAGCUGAAGAGUCCAAGGUUGUGGGCAUUCUUCCUUUCGACAUAUUGGGUUACUUUCGUUACAAUGUAUGUGUUGUGGAGAGCCUACAAGCAUUGUUCUGACCUUAGAGCUACUGCUCUGGCAUCCCCGGAAGCAAAACCUGAGCAAUUCGCCAUAUUAGUUAGAGACAUCCCUUCUGUUCCUGAAGGACAAACAAGAAAAGAGCAGGUUGAUUCAUAUUUCAAGAAUCUCCACCCAGAGACUUUCUACAGAUCCAUGGUGGUCACAAACAACAAGGAGGCAAAUAAGAUUUGGGAAGAGUUGGAGGGAUACCGAAAGAAACUUGCCCAUGCUGAAGCCGUAUUUUCAGCAUCGAAAACUACCGGCAAACCAGAAGGAACAAAGCCUACGAACCGAACUGGCUGCCUCGGUCUCAUCGGCAAGAAAGUCGACACGAUCGAUUUCUGCAACGAGAAGAUCAAAGAGCUGGUCCCUAAACUAGAGGCUGAACAGAAGGUCACCAUCAAAGAAAAACAGCAACCUUCUGCUAUAGUCUUCUUCAACAGCAAGCCGGCUGCAGCCUCUGCAGCCCAGACGCUCCACUCGCAGAUGAUUGACACUUGGACAAUAACACAAGCUCCCGAACCCUGUCAAUUGAUAUGGACCAAUCUGGCCAUCAAGUUUUGGUCGAGGCAGAUAAGGGAGAAGGUUGUUUAUGCUAUUGUCUUUUUGGCCAUAGUCUUUUACAUGAUACCGAUUACAUUCGUCUCAGCAUUCACGACUCUGAAGAAUCUAAGGAAGGUUCUAUCAUUCUUGAAAGUGAUAGUCGACAUUGAUGCGGUUAGGACGGUGCUGGAAGCUUAUUUGCCUCAGAUUGCACUCAUUGUGUUCUUGGCUUUGCUGCCAAAGUUCCUUAUGUUUCUAUCUAAAACCGAAGGUAUCCCUUCACAAAGCCAUGUCGAGCGAGCGAGCUCCGGGAAGUAUUUCUAUUUUAUCGUGUUCAAUGUCUUUCUUGGAGUUACACUGAGUGGGACAUUGUUUACCUCAUUGAAGACAAUUCUCAAACAUCCUGAUGAGAUUAUCGAAAUGUUAGGGAAGAGCCUGCCAAAGAACGCAACUUUCUUCCUCACAUUCGUUGCUCUGAAAUUCUUUGUUGGUUAUGGGCUCGAGCUGUCCCGUUUGAUACCUUUGAUUAUCUUCCAUCUCAAAAGGAAGUAUCUUUGUAAAACCGAAGCAGAGGUUAAAGAAGCUUGGGCUCCCGGGGAUCUUGGUUUCGCAACCAGAAUUCCCAAUGACAUGUUGAUUAUAACAAUCACCCUUUGCUACUCAGUAAUAGCUCCUCUGAUCAUUCCAUUUGGCGUGAUAUACUUUGGCCUUGGAUGGCUUAUUCUUCGGAAUCAAGCACUGAAAGUUUAUGUUCCCAAAUAUGAGAGCAACGGGCAAAUGUGGCCUCACAUUCAUGUACGGAUCAUCUCAUCUUUGGUACUCUACCAAAUUGUCAUGAUUGGCUACUUUAUUAUAAAGGAAUUCUACUACGCCCCUUUCCUGUUCCCCCUUCUCAUACUCUCUGCCUUCUUCACUCACAUUUGCAACAAACGCUUCUACCUUGCCUUCCAACGCACCCCUCUCGAAGUUGUCAGCCAGAGUUCGAAGGAAAUCCCAAACCUGGAAUAUGUUUUCAAGGCAUAUGUUCCACCGUGCUUUAGCACGGAGAAGUUUGAUGAUGAUUAUUAGGAGCUCAACAGUGCUUGAUAGCACUUCAAGAACAUGAUCCUUUUUAUGUAAAUGUAUGUAUUUCGACUUUCAGUGUUUUCUCUGAUCUUUGUAGAUGAAGACGUAAGAAUUGUUCUGAUGUUCAGUUUGUUUGUUGAUAAUAUGGUUUCAAAUACUAUUUUAUCAUUGAUUUAAGAAUUUGCUGGGUCUUUGUAUGAAACACUCUAUCUGUCAAUGUGAUGAUUUGUUAUGUGAA
Messenger RNA from Magnolia sinica, 2828 nucleotides. RefSeq names its product CSC1-like protein ERD4. NCBI's taxonomy places the organism in Eukaryota, Viridiplantae, Streptophyta, Magnoliopsida, Magnoliales, Magnoliaceae. Bases 467 to 2593 code for a protein of 708 amino acids. Gene Ontology annotation, molecular function: calcium-activated cation channel activity. The record is from RefSeq and is a predicted model, not a curated record. The transcript is spliced from 6 exons. Gene Ontology annotation, cellular component: plasma membrane.